GAUUAGAAAUUGGCGUCAGAUUUCGUUUUAUGGAACACAGGUCGGGGGUUAUCAUUUUCGGAUCAACUCAAAGUUUUGUUUAGUACCAGUCUGAUCUAUAAAAUGGAUGUUUCGUGUUUAACUGCUUUUCUAUUUUUUCUUAAUGUUGUUACAGGCAAAGUAAUUACUGAUAACGACAAGACCAAGUUGAAUGUUGAUGAUAUAACCUGCUGCAAUGAAAACAACAUUGACCUAACGGUUUUCAUAGAUUGGUUUGAUGAGAGGUUCUUGUUGCCCGAACAUGAUCCACUGGUCAACAAAUUUGCAAAGUGUUGGAUGAAUAAAAGAGGGUACGUCAGCUCGGAUGGCGUAAUGAAUGAGGGUUUGUAUCGGGAAUGGAUACGCGCGACAGUCUUCGGCGGAAUCGAUUUGGCUACCUUAAAAGAAACUGAAGUGAGGAUCAAAACAAAGCUGAUCAAUGACAUAAUUCCAUCGUGUAAAGAUCGCGUAAAGUGCUCAGGCGAUGACUGUAUUAUUAUUUUCUAUAAUUGUGUUGCAAACAAAGUAUACAAUAUAAUGCAUCUUUAAGUAACAGCGCAAAGUACCUAUCUACCAUUUUAUGCAAUGUAAAUAAGUGGAUGAAACCUUACAAUUAAAUAAAGUUAGUUAUUCCAG
Photinus pyralis (common eastern firefly) is the source of this 654-nucleotide messenger RNA. RefSeq lists its product as uncharacterized. The transcript is spliced from 2 exons. The coding region runs from base 103 to 567 and encodes 154 amino acids. The record is from RefSeq and is a predicted model, not a curated record. Lineage: Eukaryota; Metazoa; Arthropoda; Insecta; Coleoptera; Lampyridae. Gene Ontology annotation, molecular function: odorant binding.